Molecule: messenger RNA, 2016 nt
Organism: Frieseomelitta varia
Lineage: Eukaryota; Metazoa; Arthropoda; Insecta; Hymenoptera; Apidae
Gene: fzr
Product: fizzy-related protein homolog
Exons: 1
Coding region: 257-1717 (486 amino acids)
Biological process (GO): anaphase-promoting complex-dependent catabolic process; positive regulation of ubiquitin protein ligase activity; positive regulation of anaphase-promoting complex-dependent catabolic process
Cellular component (GO): anaphase-promoting complex
Molecular function (GO): protein binding; ubiquitin ligase activator activity; anaphase-promoting complex binding
Source: RefSeq, a predicted model, not a curated record
GUCUGUUUCCAAACAUAGUGCUUUGAACUAAGCAUUUCGAUUGGAGAAUUACGUUCAACCUCUUCACUUCCAUAUCAAAAAUUUUCCAAGUUGACGUUGAAUAGAGAUUUAAAGAGACAAUUUGCUUCGUUUCAUUAAUACACUGUUUCGUAUGAAAAAUGACAAUGAAUGUAUAAUCUACGUGAUUUAAACGAAAACAAGGGUGUAUGUUGUAUAAUUAUGUGACCGAAUUGUGAGCAAGCAACAUUAAAAAAAAAUGUUUCAUCACGAAUACGAGAAACGACUAUUGAAAUCAAACAGCGAGAGCCACAUAGAUAAUUUAGCCAGUUCUAGACCUCACCCGUCAGUGUAUUUUUCACCGACUAAAAUAAUGAAUAAUAGUUUCGAUCGAUUUAUACCAACACGAUCUGGUAACAAUUAUCAAACAACAUUUUCAAUGAUAUCGGAAAACAAUCGAAAUGGUAUAGUCACAAAGAAAACUCGUGAGAAUGGUGAAAGUAAUCGUGAUGGCAUUGCUUAUUCAUGUCUAUUAAAAAACGAAUUGCUUGGAGCAAGCAUUGAAGAUGUGAAAGGACAGUGUGAAGAACGAAGAAUAUUAUCGCCGGUAGUGACCAGAAAUCUCUUCAAGUACAUUACACCUACAAAGGAUCAUGCAGUGUCAGACCAAAGUUCACCUUAUUCUUUAUCACCUUUGAGUGCCAAAAGUCAGAAACUUUUAAGAUCUCCCAGGAAAGCGACAAGGAAAAUUUCUAGAAUACCCUUUAAAGUAUUGGAUGCUCCUGAAUUGCAGGACGAUUUUUAUUUAAAUCUUGUUGAUUGGUCCUCUCAGAAUGUUCUCAGUGUUGGCCUAGGUAGCUGUGUAUAUUUAUGGUCUGCGUGUACCAGUCAGGUGACUAGACUGUGUGAUUUAUCCAGUGAUGGCAAUAGUGUAACAUCAGUUGCUUGGAAUGAAAGAGGGAAUCUAGUUGCAGUUGGAACGCAUUUAGGCUAUAUUCAAGUAUGGGAUGUAGCUAUGAGCAAACAAGUAAGCAAAUUACAAGGGCAUAAUGCAAGAGUUGGAGCAUUAGCUUGGAACGGUGAAAUUUUAUCAUCUGGUAGCAGAGAUAGGUUAAUAUUGCAAAGAGAUGUUAGAACUCCUUGUGUUGUAAGUGAAAGACGUUUGGGAGCUCACAGGCAGGAAGUAUGUGGACUAAAAUGGUCUCCCGACAAUCAAUACUUAGCUUCUGGUGGAAAUGACAAUCGUCUUUACGUAUGGAAUUUACAUUCUCUGUCACCUAUUCAAACAUACACCGAACAUUUAGCAGCUGUUAAAGCUAUUGCAUGGUCUCCACAUCAUCAUGGCCUUUUGGCCUCUGGUGGUGGCACAGCUGAUAGAUGCAUCAGAUUUUGGAACACGUUAACUGGCCAACCAAUGCAAUGUGUAGAUACGGGUUCUCAAGUUUGUAAUUUGGCUUGGAGUAAGCAUAGUUCAGAGUUAGUUAGUACACAUGGUUAUUCUCAAAACCAAAUUUUGGUGUGGAAAUAUCCCAGUCUGACUCAAGUUGCAAAAUUAACUGGACAUUCGUACAGAGUUUUGUAUUUAGCAAUGUCACCAGAUGGUGAAGCUAUCGUAACUGGUGCUGGAGAUGAAACCUUGCGUUUUUGGAAUGUGUUCAGCAAAGCACGUAGUCAAAAAGAAAACAAGUCUGUAUUAAAUCUUUUUACUAGUAUUCGAUAAAUUAAUACAAUGGAAUUAUGAUAUUAUGUAUGAUACAUAAUAUAUGUACUAUUCUAGUAUUCUGAAAAAUUAUGAAAUGUAUAACAUUUAUAACUAAUAAUUUACAAAUAUUUAGUUAUGAUUGAAAGCAUAUUUUGAAAUGUAUUAAGAUUAAGUUUAUAUGCACAGCGUAUUGUUCAUUAAUUUUUAUGUGCAAUAAGUUAUUCAUGAAAUCAUGCCCUUAUAAGAAAAAACAAAGAUGAUAUAUAGUUUUUGUGCCCAAUUUUUCAUAUAAAUAUUUUUAUGCCCAAAGCAUUAAA